UUCUUUAGGUUAAAAUAACAAUGUGUAUUGACUAGGAAUAUAUGGUUUCUUAUUUAAUAAGGUGUAAUCCGUCUGGAUGCAGAAGAACUUUGAGCCAAGUCAAAAUGAAACAUAAAAACAUACUGCAAAAAGGUAAUAGUUGAUUACACGAUCACUGAACUAUUGAUUAAACACGAUUUAGUAUAUUCUGUCUGUCAUGUAGCUAAUAGAAAGCAAGCUGAAGCCCGUCUAACUGGCGGGGGCCCACCACCACCUCCCCUCACCCCAUCUGAGGAGCUGGCUCUGUCCCUUAAUAAAGGGCGACCAGUGGUUGCUGGCAUUCCAGGGGGCACUUCGUCACACACACCAUGCACCACAAGUAGCAUGGUGAAAUAUACUGAUAGAGGGAUUGUAUUAUUGGACCCUACAGAAAGGACACAGUCUGUCACAGCUGUUGAAGAUGACGAUGAAGAGACCACAUCUGCUGUGACAGAAGUGGACAAUGCUGGUGGAUCCACUGAGUACAUACCUGGGGAUUUGCCCACAGAUGACGGUCCUUCAACCUCAGUGCACGAUCUAAGCAGUUUGCCAGCAAAGGAGCUGUAUAAGGUCCAUCUUCAAAAACAAAUAAGAAAAAGUGACAUGGAGAUGGACCUUAUACAGCUUCAAAUGGAGGCGAAAAGACUAUCCAUAAAAAAAGCAACAUUAGAAAUAGAAUUACUGGAGCAUCGCCUUAAGGAAAUAAAGAAAUGAACCACACCGCAGACCAGUGCACACAAUUUAAUAAAAGUAAUUCUGAGAAAUCCUG
Polypterus senegalus (gray bichir) is the source of this 787-nucleotide messenger RNA. RefSeq names its product GDNF-inducible zinc finger protein 1-like. The transcript has 6 exons. NCBI's taxonomy places the organism in Eukaryota, Metazoa, Chordata, Cladistia, Polypteriformes, Polypteridae. The coding region runs from base 364 to 732 and encodes 122 amino acids. The record is from RefSeq and is a predicted model, not a curated record.